This is a messenger RNA of Naegleria gruberi, 2138 nucleotides long. RefSeq lists its product as uncharacterized. NCBI's taxonomy places the organism in Eukaryota, Heterolobosea, Eutetramitea, Acrasida, Naegleriidae. The record is from RefSeq and is a predicted model, not a curated record. The coding region runs from base 1 to 2118 and encodes 705 amino acids. The transcript has a single exon.
AUGACCACGAAUGAAACAACUGAAACCUUACAACAACCACCUUCAUCGUCAUCAUCGGGUCGUUCUUCAUCAAUUAUUAAAUUACUAAAACUACACAAGUCAAACGUAACUCAAAAUAAUAACAAUAACACUUCGAUAAACUCUGUUGAUUCCAACCAGCCAUCCUCACCCAAGAAUCAAUCACCCGAUGAAACUGGAACACUUUCUCCUCUAUCAAAACAAAAAAGUUUAAAGAACUUUCUCAAGGAUAAAAUUUCAAAAGCUUCUCAAUCAUUUAAGGAGAGUCUUUCCACUAGAGAUUUGGCAAAGAAUGAUGAUCAAGCUUUGAUAGACGAUACAGAGAUUAUAGUUGCCUUCAAUGAAGAGGAUUAUCCCCUACCAAUCUCACCAACAAGCCAAUCAGCAACCUCACCUAGGUCAACCGAAGGAAGAGGAAGUUUUUUCAAAAAGAAAAAGACAAAAUUCGAUCCAAGAAACUAUAUGAUCAUUUACGAGGAGGUCAUGAAUAAUAGCGAAGCAAGAGAAGUUUUCAGAAUUUAUCUCAAAAAAGUUGCCUGCAAUGAAGAACCAAUGAUUUUCUUUAACGAGUUGACCAAAUUCAGAAAGGAAUAUCUCAAAUGCAAACAUCAGAUUUUACAAUUGAAAAAUCAACUAGAUGAUUCAAAUUGUCUAGAACAGACUAUGAAAUAUUGUAAACAUGUUUAUGAUCUGGCAAAACAAAUUCUUGGCACUUUUAUCAAAUCUGCAAGUUUGAUGGAACUUAAUUUGGGAAAAUCUCAAAACAAAAUUCUCAAUUAUUGGAAUUCAGAAAUAGAACCAUACAUGUUACAAAAGAUGAGAGAUGUAGUUCCAAAAAGAAAGGGUUCAGUCACUUCGAAUAAUGGUGAUUAUUUAUCCGAAUCUCCACUUAAUCUUCCUUCGAGUCCAGUAAUUAAAGGAUCAGCAAUACUAGUAACAGAGGUUUCUCCAGUGAGAAUGUAUCCUUCAUUGAGUGAAGUGAAAACUAUUACGUACAAUGAUUUAAUUCGAAUUUUCAACAUGAUGGAUCCAGAAAAAGUAUUCGAAAAGGCAGUGUUUGCUGUUGAGCUAGAUUUGAAGAGUGAUCAAUUCCCUCGAUUUGCCAGAUCGAAAGAACUCUUUGAAUUCUUAGAGAAACAAGGAGAAAACUUUACAAGAAGUAUUGCUGUUGAUAUAUCAAGAGGUUACAAUAUUGAUAUUCGAUACAAAUUGAAAGAUUUUAAUAAGGUUCAAAUAUUGGAAAGGGAUUUAUUGUUUUCUUUAACAAUGGCAGAGGAUUCUCCUGAUUGGGAUUCGAUUAAAUCGUCCAAAGUUUCAAACAAGACACAACUUUACAAUUCCAAGACAACUUAUUCAUUUGGAGAACAAAACGAAGCAAUGAAACUUUUCAAAAUGUCAUCCUUGAUACCCUAUCCAUUGGAAGAUGUUUGGAAAGUUUUCAAAGAUUUGCAAUUGACCCAAAAAGGAGCUGUAACUCCCACCAGUGUUGAACUAGUUCACUACUCACCAUGUGGAACACUAGUUGACAAGGAAAACAUUUUUGAAAAGGCAAGCGACCCUUCCCAAGGAAAGGAAGUUCCCCUCUCCCUACAAUUCUCCAAAUGUUUGAUUGAUUCCAAAAUUCCAGGUGUGAAAUCGAGAGAUUUUCCCAAUUUACAAACAACUGUUUUCGAUGAAGUUUUGGAUGGUUAUAUUAACUUUGGUCAUACGUGUAAAUAUCCUGGCUAUUCACCGCCAAAGGAUUCUGUUAUAUUUGAUGGACUAUUCAUGUAUAUUAUUAGAAGGGUCAAUGAGAAGGCAACUCGUUUGAUUCAUGUCAUUUAUGUGGACUAUCAUUUACCUUCUCAUAUUUCAAAACUAAUGUCAACUAAAUUGUGGAAAGUUAGGGCAGCCCAUUUGGAGGAAAACAUGUUGAAUGCCCUUAAGGAACAUACCUCGAAUGGAAGAAGACCAGUUCCUGACUCGCUCUCAGAUAUUCUCAAGUAUGAACAGAGUGUUCAAGAUAAUGCUCUCAAAUAUUCGAAACAUUCAUGGUACCAGGAGUAUCUCAAUAUUCUCAAUAAUCCCAUUCAAACACUUCCAAUAAAAGAAAUGCAGUAGAUCAAACAACACUUUCUCAA